UUUCGCUUCGAUUCACACUCACACGGUGUGGAGUAAGAGAAGACAAGGAUAGCUCAGCCGGCUGUGCACCAUCCCGUCGCACUCUUGUUUUCUCUCUUUCUCCUCUCAUCAUCAACACUUCUGUCGCCGCCCACCAUGACAAGCGCUGCCUCAUUUCCUCGCAAGUACGCUGUCACCGUGUACGGCGCCACAGGCUUUACGGGAAAGCUGUGCGUAGAGUACCUUGCGCAACAUCCUCAGGGUGACGCCUUCAACUGGGCCGUCGCGGGUCGUUCGACUCAGAAGCUUCAGGCCCUCAAGCAGCAGUACAAUCUUCCCUCGAACGUGGGUAUUCUCCGCGCCGAGAACUCGACCGACGAUGUCAACUCGUCGGGCCUCAAGGAGAUGGUGCAACAGUCGGCCGUGAUUCUGAACUUGGUCGGCCCUUACGAGCUCAAUGGGUCCUUCCGCCUUGCAAAGCUGUGCGCUGAGCUCGGGACGAGCUAUACGGACCUCUCAGGCGAAUCGAAGUUCAACGCACGCCUCCAAUCCGAGCUGGACGAGACGGCCAAGAAGAGCGGAUCCAUCAUUAUCCCUUCAGUCGGAUACGACAGCAUUCCCCUCGACGUCACUGCCUACCUGGGCGCAAGGCGAGUCCGAGAGCUUGCAGCGAAGAAGAGCAUCGAUCUUGCUGAGCUUCAGGUCAAGGCGGGCAAUUCGUGCAUGGGUGGAUUCUCUGGUGGGACGUUUGCUAGUAUGAAGGAGAUGGCAGGGGGAUGGCAACUCAAGCCCGCUAAGCCGUUGGCUAUUGCAGAUGCGUGCAGUGAGAAGGCUCCGGAGAAGUGCACCUCUGCCGUCAUUACGCCCAAUGCAACGUGGAUCGCUCCCUUCAAGACGUGGGGCACCAUCAAUCCUCUUGGGAUCCACAACGCUCGAGUGGCCUACCACUCUGCCCGCCUAGUCGACGGCUCCUCCUCUACGGAAACGUACGGCCCCAACUUCAAUGUCGUGGACUGUGUGAUACCGCCCGGCAUGACCAGUCUCCCCUGGCCCAUCGCCUUCCUCUUCGCCCACAUCAUCGCCAGCAUUACAAAGAUGGUCUUGCUCGUAAUAGACCGCUCGCAAAUGGUACGCAACUUCGUGACCCGCUUCAUGCCCACUGGCUCAGGGCCCAGUCGCAAGGUCCAAGAGGCUGGCUUCCUCGACCUGCGUGCGUUAGCUGUUGGCUACCCAGCCAAGUCGCAGCAGAAACCCGUAGCGAGUGUCGCACGCUGGUUGAUCAAGGACGCUGAUCCAGGGUACAAGAUGACGUCCAGGUUGGCGGUGGAGGUCAGCCUUUUCCUGGCGCUGGCCACGGGCGAGGCAACGCAGCCUGACAAGGUCAAGGGGAUGACGCGCGGUGUGAGAACGGUGGCUAGUUUGGGUGACGAGGCCCUUGCUACGUUGCUGAAGAGGUUGAAGGAGUUUGUCGGCAUCAGUGUUGAGGUCACUGACUGGAACGAGGGUGGAUUGGGAAAGAAGUUGCUUGGUGCGGGUGGGAACAAGGAGAAGCUUUGAGUCAGGGCAAGCAGAGCAGGAGGUCAUCGAGGAUGACGGAGGGCAAGGGACGUGUCGCUGAGGCG
Messenger RNA from Jaminaea rosea, 1601 nucleotides. RefSeq lists its product as hypothetical. The record is from RefSeq and is a predicted model, not a curated record. Gene Ontology annotation, biological process: glycolipid biosynthetic process. Bases 136 to 1536 code for a protein of 466 amino acids. Gene Ontology annotation, cellular component: plasma membrane. The transcript has a single exon. Lineage: Eukaryota; Fungi; Basidiomycota; Exobasidiomycetes; Microstromatales.